AUGUUUUUUAAGAUAAUAAUUAUUAUUUUAAAUUUUGUAUUUUUAGUUGUGAAAUCAGAAUGUGUUUAUAAUGGUUUAGAUUUUUCUAAACUUUAUAAUCCUAAUGGAUAUACAGGAUAUUCUGCAUUAAAUUGGGCCAAUGAUUUGGAUGGAAGGUAUAAGUUUCUUUGGAAUGUGUGCGGAGUGUCAAAUAAGUGUGAUCAAAAAGGAGAGUCAACUGCAUGUCAAUUUAUAGAUAGUAAGGUUCAAGUAGUGGGAGAAAAAUAUAAUGUAGAAUGGAACAGUGAUCCAAAAUAUAACAAAACCUCAAUUACCUACCACACCGAACAAACUAACUGUCCAAAUAAUUUAAAAAGAAAAUUUACAAUUAAUUUGAUAUGUACAGAUGAUGACCUUUAUAGCACCAAGGUAUUUGAAGAAGAGCCAUGUCAUUACAGUGUUACAAUGUAUGGAGCAUGUGGUAUUCCAAUUAAAGAUUCUUCUGAGGUACCACCUAUAAAACCAAUAGAGCCAUGCAUAUAUAAUGGUAUUGAUUAUUCAAAAGCAUCAUCCUUAACUGGUUAUGAUUCUUCAAAUAAUGAAUACUCUUAUCAUUGGAACGUUUGUGGUUACUCAUCAAUUUGUGGUCCAAAUAUUGCAGCAUGCCAAAAAGAACAAAAAUAUGAAAAACGUACACAAAUUAUCGGCCAAGUUUCAAAGGCACAAUGGUCAAUAGAUUCAUCAGUAAAUGCAACAGUGGUAACCUAUUCAACAGAUAAUAGAGUUUUUUGUCAAGGUGAUAAACCAAGACAAUUCAAAAUAUAUUUAAUUUGUAAAGAUUUUAAAGAUAACAAUAGUAAUGGAGAAGAAAUAGAAAUAGUAGAUGGAACUAUUGUACCUGUUAAUGAAGAUGAAGAGUGUAUAUAUUCAACAACCAUUUAUACAUGUGGUGAAGCAAUUAAAUAA
Dictyostelium purpureum is the source of this 945-nucleotide messenger RNA. RefSeq lists its product as uncharacterized. NCBI's taxonomy places the organism in Eukaryota, Evosea, Eumycetozoa, Dictyosteliales, Dictyosteliaceae. The coding region runs from base 1 to 945 and encodes 314 amino acids. The record is from RefSeq and is a predicted model, not a curated record. The transcript has a single exon.